Messenger RNA from Lodderomyces pseudojiufengensis, 933 nucleotides. RefSeq names its product Mec3p (gene MEC3). The transcript has a single exon. The record is from RefSeq and is a predicted model, not a curated record. NCBI's taxonomy places the organism in Eukaryota, Fungi, Ascomycota, Pichiomycetes, Serinales, Debaryomycetaceae. Gene Ontology annotation, cellular component: checkpoint clamp complex; site of double-strand break; nucleolus. The coding region runs from base 1 to 933 and encodes 310 amino acids. Gene Ontology annotation, biological process: mitotic intra-S DNA damage checkpoint signaling; meiotic DNA integrity checkpoint signaling; mitotic DNA replication checkpoint signaling.
AUGACCAGGAAUAUUGAAAAACUCAAGGAUGCUUUAUCACUAAUAUCAAAUUUAAGAAAAUUUGUGAUUUUAAAGUUCACAUCAGAAGUGUUAAAUGUUAUCCUGGUAAAUGGAGGGUCAGUACUGUCGGAACCACAAGUUUGGUGUAAAAUACCGAUAUCACGACUAUUUGAAACUAUUGAAAUUCAAAGCAUGAGAGAUAACACGAUUCUGAUGGAAAUAAAUGUAGAUUUGCUACUACAAACUUUAAAAAAUUUUGACAAGGCUAAUAGUGAAGGCUUGAACAUUAGACUACAAAGAAAUGAAACGAGUGGUGAACCUGGUGCUGUUGCAAAAUCAGGAAGGACGGCCUCUUUGGCAUUAUUUUACUCCAACAUUAAUAUCAAUUCAAAUAUCAUAAAUCAUACUUUUCGAAUACCUGUGAAGAUUUUGAGAGAAGCUCAAGAUAUGCUAAGUGAACCUACUCAUUCUGAUAUGGGAUUAAUCAUGAGACUACCGAACGAAUUUAUUACAAUGUUUAAAAGAUUAGACAAAUUCAGAAAAACUCAAAAUGACACCGUUCUUAUUCAAGCUAGCAAGAGUAAAGGGUUACUGUUUGUAUUGGAGGAGGAAGGGAAGUUUAAAGUUACAAUAAGUUGGAAUAAUAAGCUUGAAGUUCAUAAACCUAAUAAUUCGGAUGCAGAUUCACUAAGAGAGUCAUUACGAACAGCAGAAGGCUUAUCAGAUGCAAGUCAGGUCAAUACUGAUGUCUAUCCAGAUGAUAUAGAGUCAAACGUUAAAUUAAAGGAUUGGCAGCUGGCUUCCAAGAUAGUUGGAAGAUGUAAGACUGUUAUCCUAUAUAUUGCUGAAAGAGAAUGCAGUUUACAUUGCUUGUUGGAUGAGACAGAAGACGUCGAACUAGUAUAUUUUAUAAAUAGUGUUAGAAUAGUAUAA